AUCUUCAGCCACACCCGACCGACCUGAUUGAAUUCUUCCCGGUUUCUCACAUGUAGGAUUUCCUUGUUCACACACAACUUUUAUCGCUCAUCCACUCUAUUCGAUCAAUUCCUCAUCACUCAGAUACUAUUCUUUCGAUACAUCCUCGACGAAAAUUGACACUCGCAAAUCCUAUACCAAAUAUCUUCCCGUCCUCACAUAUCAAAUCUUAUAAGAUGUCAUACGCACAAGCAGCAGCUUCAGGUCCACAACAGACUGAUGAGGAGGUAUGUUUACAAUUCCCCUUGGCUCUAUUUACUUGUUAUUCUCUUACCAGUAUCUCCUUUCUCAUUAUCGUCAAAGGAAUCUUUUCUACCUCGGAGGAUGUUUACUACCCAUUCAGGUCAAGAACUAAUCAUCCCACCACAGAAACGUGCUCCGGCCCCGCCAUCUGUCGUCCCCACCGAAAGUACCUCCACCUCUUCCCUAAUUGACGUCGACACCGAUUCCGUGCAUACUGUUCCUUCAGACUUCCAGUCACAACCAGUUCAGACCGAGACACAAGCCAAUCGUCUCGAGCAAGAGGCUGAACAAAUUGAAGCCAAGAUCCGCGCUGCAAAGGAUGCAUCUGCCAAGAGAUCAAAGAAGGGCAAGAGCCGUGUUCAAGAGAACAGCGAUAACCCAGUAGUUAUUGGAAAUGCGAUUGCUGUUGCGGCAUUGAGCACUGGGUUAGGAUUCGGAGCAUACCAAAAGUACGCAAAGGGAGAGUUGACAUGGAAGGUUGUCGGUGCGUGGGCUGGUGUGGUCGGUGUUUUGGCUGUUGGAGAUUAUUACCUGAGCUCGUACCUUUUCAAGACCAAGUACCCAGCCAAGAAGUAAAUGGAGAGGGUGGAGAGUUAAUGGUUAUGGUUGGGAGGGAAUGUGACAUUCACGGGAUCACAACUUUUGGGAGUGGUUAAUAGGCGUGGGGUGGUUGGUUUACAAAUCUUUGCGACAUGAAGAUACUCUGUAUUUGGCACUGUUACUGCGACUGCGAAAGUCUCCCCUCUUUGCGCUGCUUGGAAACGAUAUCAUUGCAUUUUUGCAGUCCAUAUUGGUGGAAUGACGAACCUAUCCACAGACUAAGGCUUUUUCACUCUAAUAAAGGACAAUUUUGCGAUUGUGUUUUCUUGAUUGGUGAAGAUCUUUCAUACUGCCCUGGAACAAGCGGUAUCUGAACAAAGCUGCCUUUAUUCCUCAUCAAAUCCUUUUCCAGAAUAUAUCAUCAGAGGUCAAAUCCAGCUGAGAUGGUGUAAUUGCUACAUAAUUUUCAUGGAAUGAGGCUGGUGAGCAUACUGUUUAUCCCUCCGCUGUA
Sclerotinia trifoliorum is the source of this 1333-nucleotide messenger RNA. The record is from the annotation of a GenBank genome assembly. NCBI's taxonomy places the organism in Eukaryota, Fungi, Ascomycota, Leotiomycetes, Helotiales, Sclerotiniaceae.